Messenger RNA from Lemur catta (Ring-tailed lemur), 2073 nucleotides. RefSeq names its product cytochrome P450 4X1. Lineage: Eukaryota; Metazoa; Chordata; Mammalia; Primates; Lemuridae. Gene Ontology annotation, molecular function: iron ion binding; heme binding; oxidoreductase activity, acting on paired donors, with incorporation or reduction of molecular oxygen. Bases 115 to 1644 code for a protein of 509 amino acids. The transcript has 12 exons. The record is from RefSeq and is a predicted model, not a curated record.
GCCGAGGGCCCGGAGGGGCGGGAGCUGGCUGAUCGACCCCCCGCCAGAUCCCCGCUGGAGAAAGCUCUCACUCUCCUACCCGGAGACCGCCGGCACCCGCAGCUGCGCCCAGCGAUGGAGUCCUCCUGGCUGGAGAUGCGCUGGGCGCGGCCUUUCUACCUGGCGUUCGUGUUCUGCCUGUCCCUGGCGCUGCUGCAGGCCGUCAAGCUCUACCUGCGGAGGCAGCGGCUGCUGCGGGACCUGCGCGCCUUCCCUGCGCCCCCCACCCACUGGUUCCACGGGCACCAGAAGAUUUUUCAAGACAAUAAAAUGGAGAAGAUAGAGGAGAUUGUUGAAAAAUAUCCUCGUGCCUUCCCUUGCUGGAUUGGGCCUUUUCAGGCAUUUUUCUGCAUCUAUGACCCAGAAUAUGCAAAGACAUUUCUGAGCAGAACAGAUCCCAAGUCCCAGUACCUGUACAAGUUCAUAGUUCCAUGUCUUGGAAAAGGACUGUUGAAUCUAGAAGGGCCCAAGUGGUUCCAGCACCGUCGCCUACUAACUCCUGGAUUCCAUUUUAACAUCCUGAAAACCUACGUUGAGGUGAUAGCCCAUUCUGUAAACACGAUGCUGGAUAAGUGGGAGAAGCUGUGCAGCACUCAGAACACAAGCGUGGAGGUUUAUGAGCACAUCAACUUGCUGGCCCUGGAUACAAUCAUGAAAUGUGCUUUCAGCCAGGAGUCCAAAUGCCAGAUAAACAGCACCCAUGAUCCUUAUGUAAAAGCCACGUUUGGAAUCGGCAGAAUUAUACAUAACCGUGUGUACAAUUUCUGGUAUCACCAUGACAUGAUUUUCAAACUCAGCCCUAAGGGCCACCACUUCCAGAAGUUAAUCCAGGUGGUGCAUCAGUACACAGAAAAGAUGAUCCAGGACAGAAAGGAAUCCUUCAAGGCUAGGGAGCAGCAGAACACCACUCAGAAGAAAAAGUACAAGGAUUUUCUGGAUAUUGUCCUUUCUGCCCAGGCUGAAAACGGAGAGAGCUUCUCAGAUACUGACAUCCGUUCUGAGGUGAACACGUUCAUGGCCGCGGGGCACGAAACCACGGCUUCGAGCCUCUCCUGGCUCCUCUACUGCCUGGCUCGGAACCCUGAGCAUCAGGACAGAUGCCGGGAGGAGAUCAAGGGCAUCCUAGGGGACGGGUCUUCCAUCACCUGGGACCACCUGGGUGAGAUGUCGUACACCACGAUGUGCAUCAAGGAGACGUUACGAUUGAUUCCUGCAAUCCCGUCUAUUUCCAGAAAACUCAGCAAGCCCCUUACCUUCCCAGAUGGAUGCUCACUGCCUGCAGGAAUGACUGUGACUCUCAGUAUUUGGGGUCUUCACCACAACCCUGCUGUCUGGAAAAAUCCAAAGGUCUUUGACCCCUUGAGGUUCUCUCCGGAGAAUUCUGAUCAGAGACAUCCCCAUGCCUUCUUACCAUUCUCAGCUGGACCAAGGAACUGCAUUGGGCAGCAGUUUGCCAUGGUUGAGUUAAAGGUGGCCAUUGCCUUGAUUCUGCUGCGCUUCAAACUGACUGCAGACCCCACCAAGCCUCAUCUCUUCUCCGGACAUGUUACCAUCAAACCCAAGAAUGGGCUCUAUUUGAACCUGAAGAAACUCCCUGAAUGUUAGAUCCCAGGGUACAAUGAUUAAAUAUGUUUUGUUUUUAAGUUAAAUUUAUAGCUAAUGGUCCAAGUAAAUGGAAAGGAACCAAAAUGUGGUGUGAGGGUUGGAGGUAGGAGAGAUGGGGGGUCUCUGUGAAGCUGCGCCUUAUCCAGAAACAUUUCUCGGUAACACAGCGCAUCUCCUUGAUCAGUUUCUAUAUGACUUUGGGAGAUUUUCACAUAUUUUCCGUUUGAUUUUGCCUACUGUUAAUGUUCUAUAUCCAGCACUUUGCUAGGUGACUUCCAUGUAUUUUCUGUUGUUUUUAAAAAUAGUUUUCAGAAUUACAAAAGUAAUAGGUGAUUAUAUGCUCACUAUAAAAACUUUCCAACACUAGAAAGCAUGUAGAAUAAAGAAUUUAAAUCCCACUUCACGUAGCUCACAUCCCAAUCGUAUUGC